AUGGCGGCCAAGUGCGAUAGGAAGUGGCCGCGGUUGCUGCUGUGGAGGUUGAGGCCGGCGGGGAUAACGCCAGCAAAUGAUCGAUCGAUCCUGGGUCUAGGAGUGUGGACUCGUUCCUGGAGCGACGGCCCCUAUUCGCGCACGGCGCUCUACGAGCUCCUCGGCGUCCCCACCACAGCCACGCAAGCACAAAUCAAGGCGGCCUACUACCGGCAAAGCUUCCUCUAUCACCCGGACCGCAACUCGGGGAGUGCCGAGGCUGCUGAGCGCUUUACCCGCAUCUCCCAGGCCUACGUGGUGCUGGGCAGUACCACCCUCCGCCGCAAGUAUGACCGCGGCCUGCUCAGCGACGCGGACCUGCGCGGACCCGGAGUGCGGCCCUCCAAGACCACCGCAGCCGAUGCCAGCGCGCCCCGCCACCCGCCGUCCGCCUCUCACGGCGGCGGCAAGGCCCCGUCAGGUGCCCCGCGCACCAUGUUCAACUUCGACGCCUUCUACCAGGCGCACUAUGGGGAGCAGCUGGAGCGGGAGCGGCGCCUGAAAGCUCGGCGCGAGGCCCUCCGCAAGCAGCGAGAGGACCAGGCCCGGAGGGGCUUCCGCUGGGAUGACACCCGAGAUGCGACUUUCGUCCUUCUGCUCCUCACGAUCUUUGUCAUCAUGAGUUUUCGAAUGUGA
This is a messenger RNA of Chrysochloris asiatica (Cape golden mole), 675 nucleotides long. It is a transcript of the gene DNAJC30, whose product is annotated as DnaJ (Hsp40) homolog, subfamily C, member 30. The coding region runs from base 1 to 675 and encodes 224 amino acids. NCBI's taxonomy places the organism in Eukaryota, Metazoa, Chordata, Mammalia, Afrosoricida, Chrysochloridae. The record is from RefSeq and is a predicted model, not a curated record. The transcript has a single exon.